AUGCUCUCCUCAAACAUCUCCGCCAUGUCGUUUGCUUUCAUGUUUCAGGGCCUCCAAAGCGUAUUCGCAAAGCCCGCCUGCACAGACCAUACGUUCCGCUCCGUAGAGCUCGCCAAUGCCAAGAUUCUGUCUAUCGUCACCAAUCUCACCACCAUCGAGCUGCCGUCUUUCCCAACCAAUGAAUGGCCCAAUAACUCAACGGAUCCGUUUCCCGUGUGCCAAGUCACAGUCCAGUACACGCACCCAGGCUGGAAUGACACCAUCAACACAUACGUAACACUGCCGGUGUCAGGCUGGAACGGGCGAUUUGUUGGAGUAGGCGGCGGCGGCUGGUCAACGGGAGACAUACCCGACCUUGCUCAACCUGCGUCCAACGGAUAUGCCGCUGUCACUACAGAUGGCGGCCACCUCUUAGCUAACAGGCAGGGAUUGGAUUGGGCUUUGGAUAGCACUGGAAACCUCAAUUGGCCUGCCUUGCAGAACUUUGCAGCUGUCUCUCUGGACGAUGCAGCGACGUUGGGAAAGGCUGGAUGUUCUACAGGUGGACGGCAGGGCCAUAUGAUGGCACAGAGAUAUCCAACGCAGUAUAAUGGCGUUCUUGCUACCGCGUCUGCUUUCAACUGGGACAAGUUCGUAACAUCGGAGUACUGGCCGCAAGUUGUUAUGCACAAGCUCGGCUACUACCCUCCAAUCUGCGAGCUCACCGCUAUAACCAAGGCUGCUAUUGAUGCAUGUGAUCAACUUGAUGGAGUCAAAGAUGGUGUUAUCUCGAACCCAGAUCUCUGCAAGUUUGAUCCCAUGUCUGUCGUUGGUAAAUCCGUAGAAUGUACCAAUCCCUCUGGCACAAUCAAGAUUUCCAAGAAGGGUGCUGAGGUCGCUCGCUUGACAUGGCGCGGCCCCGAGACAGAAGAUGGCAAGUUUCUUUGGUAUGGACUUGAUCGUGGCGCCGACUUGAGUGGUCUUGCCAACACAACCUGCACAUCGCUGAAGGACUGCACCUCAAGUCCCUUCGCCAUUUCUCAAGAUUGGCUCACCACUUUCCUCCUUCAAGACCAAUCAGCAAGUCUGGAUGAAUUGUCCCACGAAGAGUACAGCAAGCUCUUCCGGCAAUCCGUCAACCGAUUUGCCUCAGUCAUGGGGACAUCAGACCCGGAUCUGACAGACUUCAAGAAGGCAGGAGGAAAAUUAAUCUCGUGGCACGGAACAGCAGAUCAACUCAUCCCACACAAAGGAUCAGCGGAUUACUACAAGCGCGUUCUUAAAGAGGACUCCAGCGCGACGGAUUACUACAGGUUCUUUGAAGCUCCAGGUGUUGGGCACUGCAAAGGUGGCGAUGGAUGGUAUCCCGGAAGUGCCUUUGAUGCUCUUGUCAAGUGGGUUGAGCAUGGUAAAGCGCCUGAGACCCUGUAUGCGGAGACUGUCGGCACGGAAAAGCGACGAGCUGUUGAGUUGUGCGCUUAUCCGAAGCGGCUGACCUACAAGGGCGGCAACCCGGAUGUCGCAUCCUCUUUUACGUGCAAGUAA
Molecule: messenger RNA, 1524 nt
Organism: Fusarium subglutinans
Lineage: Eukaryota; Fungi; Ascomycota; Sordariomycetes; Hypocreales; Nectriaceae
Product: tannase precursor
Exons: 3
Coding region: 1-1524 (507 amino acids)
Source: RefSeq, a predicted model, not a curated record